This is a messenger RNA of Paramecium primaurelia, 5285 nucleotides long. The record is from the annotation of a GenBank genome assembly. NCBI's taxonomy places the organism in Eukaryota, Ciliophora, Oligohymenophorea, Peniculida, Parameciidae.
AUGAAGAAGGAAAAAAAGAAAUAAAAAUUAAAAAGUUCUUUAGAUGAAAGAUUUAUAGAAUUUUAUAUUUAAGUCAGAGUACUAUGCGAACAUUAUUUAGUCAAAUUUAAUAGCACCAUAAUUAAUUUUGUUUUGAUAUUUUCAACAAUUUAGGAAUUGAGCUUUUUAUUAUUGAAUUAUCAAGAGGGAUAUUUUGAAAGAGGAAUCAAUUUUUUUACAUUUAUUAGAGAAAUUUCUUUAGCUUCUCGAAUAAAAUUAAGUUCAAAUAAUGAAUUCAAAGAUUUUAGUUACUUAAUACCAUUAUGUAUCACAUUACUAUAUUAAAUUGUACUGAUAUAUUUAUUUAUCAUAUAUUUGGGGAAAAAUAAAAAAUAGUAUAGAUUGAGUGAAUUUUUAAAAACUUAGAAUAGAUUAAUUUAAAUUCUUUUAAAAAUAUUGUCAUAUUAUCAUUCAUUACUCUAUUACAUACUUAUAAUUCCAAUGAUGGAAUUUACAUUAGAAUCAUUAUUUCAUAAUGCAUAAAGUUCAUCUAUUAAUAUGAUACAUUUAUCAUUUUCAAUAAUUACACUAAUAUUUGUGAUUGCAAAUUUCUUAAUUUAAUUGUUUUGUAAUUUAGAAUCUAUAUCAAUUACUCCUUUAAAUUUAUAAUUGUUAUAAGCAACUUUUAGUAAUUAUUGGAAAUCUUUAUUAAAUCUAAUAAUUAUUGUUAUUGAUUAAAUGGAGAGUACUAAUUUAACUAAAUUUUAUCUAAUUUUUAGUAUAACUUUAAUAAAAUAAUCCAGUAAUUUUUGGGCUUUAAUAUGGAGUUAUCCAAAUUUACAUCAUAGAUAAAAAGUUGAAAUUUAAUUUAAUUUCUUUCAAAUAACUAUAGCAAUCAUAUUAUUUAUUAAUUAGGUUUCAGAAUAAAAAUAAGAUACAUAUGAUGUAUUAUUAAUAUUAUUAAUAUCACCAAUAUUAAAUGAAAUGAUAUAUAAUUAUGAAAUUAAAUAACAUGAAUCAUUAAUGAUAACAAAUAGUUCUAAAAUUACAGCUGAUAUGUUAUAAUAUAAAAUUGGUAAUAUCAUUUAUGAAUAUGGUAAUUUAUAAUCAAAUUACUUAUAAGAAACAAAAAAGAUUACAUAUAUUCAUUACAUUAAAUAAACUCAUUUAGAUGAAUGUGAAGAUUCUAAAUGUUUAUGUAGAAGAUAGAUUAUAUCAUUUGAAGAUGUAAUUAACUUAUUUCUUAAAGAUUAAGUUAAGAAUUUUGAUAUUUUGAUAUCAAGAACAAAAGAUGAUUCUGCUAGAUAAUCAUAUUUUUUACAUUAUUUAUCUCUAAUUAAUUAUCUAGGAUUGAAUACUAAAGCAUUUUAAUAAUCUAAUUUUUUAGCCUAACUUGAUAGUGAAUAGAUUCAAUUUAGUUCAUCUGCUACACAUGGAGUUAAUUAUUAAUUCAAUCAUUAAUAAAGUGAUAGAAAAGAAUAAAAUAAUAGUUCAGAUGGUAAAAGUCAUUCUAUUUAAAAAUCUAAAUCAGGAGGUGAUAAAAGUGGAUAAAGUACUACACAUAUAAGAUUAAAUAAUAUGGGAUUUAUUGCUAGAUAAAAACUUAAUUUAAUUUAAGAAUAGAUUAAAUAAUCUAUGAGUAUGGGAUUUUCUAAAUAAUCUGCUUAAGUUUCUGAAAAUUUAGAACAUGCUGUUAAAUUAUUUCUAUAAUCUGAAGAUAAUAAUAAAAGAUUAAGAAAGAAAGUAGUUAAGAUGAUUAAUAGAAAAAGAGAAUUUUUCAAUAAUUUAAAUUAAUUAAGUAAUGAACUUAAUAUUUUUGAAGCUGGUAAGAAACUUCUUAUUUAAAUGAAUACUCUUGAAGAUUAAUUAUAUAAAUUAUAUGAUUAAUUUCCAAGUUAAAAAAUGCAAGCACUUAAUACAUUUUAUUAAUCUGAAAUAAUGAAUAAUUAUUUUUCUGCAUAUAAAUUAGCAACAAUAGCUUCAAUAUCAGAUGAAAAAUUAUUAAAAAUGUAAUCUUAAACAAAUUUUGAUUUGUUUUCUAAUAAAAUAGAUUAUUUAAUAAUUGGAUUUGAUUAAUAAUCACAUAAAUUAUCAAUUAGAAGUGGUUCAAAUAUGAUUCAUUAAUUUUUUGGUUUAUCUUAAGAUUCAUUUAAAAUGAUCUCUUUAAUUAAUUCAAUAUUACCAUAAGGAUUUGAAAUAGUACAUGAAAAAUUAGUAGCUAAUUUUUUAUAACAUGGAGUAUCAAAAUAUUUUAGAUAAAUAAAUUUGAAUUUUUGUUAAUAUCAAUAAAGGUUUAUAAAAACAGUAGAUUUUUUUUAUGAUAUUAAUUUUAUGAAUUUAGAUGAUUUAACAUUUGCUUGUUUCCUUUAAAAUGUUGAAACUCAAAGUGUUUAUCUAUUUUCUUUAUCAAAUCACAAAGUAUCAGGAAUAUCAAAAAACUUUAUCAAUAAAUUAGGUUAUAGUAAUAAAUUAAAUAAAGAAUUGGCUUAAGCUUUUCAAAAAGUUCCAUUAAGUAAAGUAUUUCCUAAAAUUUCUUUAAUACUUGAAGCCAACAUCACUAAAGCUUCAGAUGUUAAUUAAGAUAUAAUUGAUGUGACUUAAAUAAGUGAAUAUUCAAUGUUAAUGUAUGUUCCAAUAGCUUUACUCUUGGAAAAUAAUUCAAAAAUAAAUUGGGAAAAUUAGGAUCAUUUAACUAAUUAUUAAGUGGAUUGUAUUUUACAUAUAAGAAAUUUCAAAACUGAAUUGAGUUAUAUUAUAAUAGAAAUUAAAGAAAUUAAAAAAUAAUCCAGAACAGAAAAUACAACACCUGAACCAUAAAUGACAUUAGGAUAUAAUUCAAAUUAAGAAUUUGAAAGUUUUAAUGCAUAUGAGAUUGAUCAAGAAGAUAUAGAAUAUGCAGUAAAUAUGCCUAAAGCAAUUGAAUUAUAUGGUUUAGAAGAUUAAACAGCAAAUUUAGAAAAUUUAGAUAAUUUGGAUCAAUUUGAUUACAAUAUAAAUAAAUUGAGAGUUAAUGAUAAAAGUUUAAAUUAAUCAUAUUAAUAACCAUAUCAAAAUUAAUCUAUGAUGAGUCCAAAAGAUAGUGGAUUAAGAUUAAUUGAAAAUAAAAAUCCAGAUUUUAAUGUAACUUAAAUUAAAAGUAAAUAAUUUGGUAAUAAAUAAUAAUUCUUUAAAUCUGUUGAAUAAAUUGAAUAAGAAGAGUAAUCUUCAUCAUUUUAAUAAAGUAGUGAAAUUAAAAAACAAUAGAUGAUAGAAAAUUAAGUAGAUAAACUAUAAUAUGAUGAUAUAGAUUAAGAAUUAUAAGAAAAUAUUAGAAUGUAAAUGUAAAUGGAUUCAAAAGAAUAACGAAUUGUUCAUAUUGAUGAUAUUGGUUCAUAAGUAAGUUCAAUUGCAGGAUUAAAAAAAUCAAAAUACUCUAAAAAAUAUGAUUUAAUUGAAAAAUUGAUUAAUUCAACUAAAUUUUCAAAGAAAUUUAAAAUAAUGUUAGUGUUUUAAACACUAAUGUUUAGUUUAUUUUUAGUCUAUAGUGGAGUAAUGUUAUAUUAUUCAAAUGAUGAUUUAAAUAGAUUCUUAGAAGAAUUAGAUUUAAUUUAAAUAAAGUCUAAUAUAAUUGGUCCUGUUAAUAAGUACAUAGUAUCUUAGAAUUCAUUAACAACAUAUGCUGUUCUAUUACUUUUAUAUCCAAAUAUUACAUUAUAAAGUUAAAUAGGAAAAAUGUAAUAUUCAAUAAAAGAUAUAAAUUAUACUUACUUUGAACUUAAAGAUAGUUUUACAAAAUAGUUAUCAAAUCCUUAUUUAAAUCCAUUCUUUGAAGAUAAGUAUUUCAAUAUUAUGGUAGGCAAGUAUCCUAAUACUAGUAAUUAUUCUAUAUCAGCAAGAGAAUCAAUGUAUUUAUAUUUAGAAGCUUGUUACAAUUUUGUCAAUAUAGAUUAUCUUAAUAUCAUUAAUUUAGAUAUUACUUAAGGGUUUUUAGUAUUUCUAUAUGCAAAUUAUUAAACAUUUGUAGAAUAAUUGUAACUAUUAAAUGAAGAGAUGGUAAAUUACUCUAUAAUUAGAUCAGGUACUGUAUCUGAAAAAUGGAAUUACCUUCUAAUUCCAAUAAUAGUAGUUUGUUUUUUCUUAUUGUUUAUAGGUUUUACAUUUUAUAAAGCUUAUUUAAAUUAAUAUGAUAAUUUUCUUUAACUUUUUAAUUUUAUAGAUGUAGUUUGGUUACAAAGAGAUAUAGAUAGAUAUAGAGGAAUAGCCUCAUUAUUAAUAAAAGAUUCAGAUGUAUUAUUUAAAUAUUAAUUUGAUAUUGAUAUAAAAGAGAAAUUUUUAGCAGCAGAAGAUAUAAGGAAGGAGAAAAUUGCUUAGAAUUAAAAAAAUAAUAAAUAAAAAUAGAAAGGAUAGAUUGCUAAUUUGAAUUAAAAGAUGUCAAUAUUACCUUCACUAUCAACAUUUACAUUUAUAUUUGGAAUUUGUUUUAUUUUUUGUUUUAUAACAAAUUCUUUGGGAAGAAAUUAUUUUUAAAAGUAUCCUGAUACAACAACAUUUUUUAAUUCUCUAUCUGAUUUAUGUAUAGCUGUUAGUGGAGUAUUUUCUAUGAGAGAAGUUACAUAUUAUUAAAAGUUUCCAUUAGGUACCAUCUUUUAUUUUCUUCCUGAUAAAAAUGCAACAUUUUUUGUUCAAAAUUUCUUUGAUUAAAUAGACAUUAUCAAUAAUUUCUUAUCUCUUAUAGUUUAGAUGGAUAGAUCCAAAUAUAUAACAUCUGAUGAUUUCAUUUCAGAAAUGGAUUUAAUGAUGAGCACAGAUGUUUGUUAAUUUUUACCAGCUGUAAAUUUUUAGAUUAUUAUAAUAAGAAUAAAAUAGAGAUGGCUUAAAAUCAUUGUGAUGCUGUUUAUUAAGGAGUUUUGCGUAAAGGAUUUUAGGCUGCAGGUACAACAAUAAGAAAUGAUUUAUUAAAUGAAUACAAUCAAACAAAUGGAUUUGUUCUUAAAGUAUACACACCAUAAGAGGAACUUGAGGCUGGUUUAAUAUUGUAUGAUACUAUUUCAGUUUUGAAAUAACAAUUUCAAAGUUAAUUGAAAAAUUCAACAGAUGAAUUGAUUUAACAAAUAUUGGUAAAUUCUUAAUUGACAUUUUUAGAUAAUAAAUUUAAUAUUCAUAAUACUGAUGGUGUUGACCAUUCUUUUGAUUUUCACAAAGAUAUUGUCAUAUUUUAAAUGGGAAUUUAAUCUCAUGAAACGAUUUUUAUUGUUGCUACCACAAUAAUCAUUGUUUUUAGAUAAUCAAUUAGAUAGGACUAUUAGAUAAAUGGUUGUGAAGGAUGA